CCGGAAACACACGUGAUGCGCGGGAGGGAGGGAACCGAGGGAGGCUUUCCCGGCCAGGAAGAAGAAGGAGAAGGAGAAGAAGCGAUGGAGGCGGAAAAGGAGAAGGCGGAGGAGGAGGAGGAGGAGGAGGAAGAAGAGGCAGGGAGCGGCGGCGUGGCGGCGGCUCAGCCCCAGGAGGGCAGCUUGGGCGCCGAGCCCGCCACCCAGGCCGAGGCGGAGAAGCAGCCGUCGCCAUCGCAGUCGCCUCCCACCCCCACCAGGUUGGAGGAAAUUGUUGCAUCCAAACCAGGAAAAACACCGAUUCAGCUGUUACACGAAUAUGGCACGAAGGCAAAUCUCAAUCCAAUAUAUGAAUGUGAAAAUGCUGCGGGAGAAGUACAUAUGCCAAUCUUCACCUAUAAAGUUACCUUAGGCAAUGUAACUGGAACAGGAGAAGGGCCCAGCAAGAAAAUUGCCAAGCAUAGAGCUGCCGAAGCUGCGCUGAAUAUUAUGAAAGGCAACUCAAUUGUUUGUAUUGCUAUGCCAGAUCACUUAAUCCCAGGAGCUGUGAAUCAAGCACAGAAUAAGACUAAUCCUGUAGGAUCACUCCAGGAGCUGGCUAUUCAAAAAGGUUGGAAACUUCCAGAGUAUUCAAUGGCACAGGAGACAGGCCCGGCUCAUAAGAGAGAGUUUACAGUGACUUGCAGAAUAGAAGCUUUUGUGGAAACAGGGAUGGGGACAUCCAAAAAGCUAGCUAAAAGAAAUGCUGCUGAGAAAUUACUUCACAAAUUCCAGAAUUUUUCUGGAGAUAACAUCUCUCUUAAUUUAAGUCGCAAUUUGGGGUGUACAUGGGAUACCUUAAAGAAUUCCUCCAGAGAAAAAAUUACUCUGCUGAAGAUGAGCUCCCUGAGUAUCCCAAACACAGAUUACGUUCAUCUCCUUAGAGAAAUUGCGCAAGAACAAGGCUUUCAUGCAACGUAUUUGGAUAUAGAGGAACUGAGUGUGAAUGGACAAUUCCAAUGUCUUGCAGAACUUUCAACCCAUCCAAUCACAGUUUGCCACGGGACUGGGAUCUCCUGGGGCAAUGCUCACAACGAUGCUGCUCACAAUGCACUACAAUAUUUAAAAAUCAUGGCUGGGAGGAAAUAAGCUUCAAGCAAAAGGAAAUAUUUAGAAACAGAUAUAAUUUAAAAGGACCUUAUCUAUUUAAGCUGAACAGUUUCCAAACUCCAGGGGCUGUUUUUUUUUUUUAAGUCACAUCACAAAAUCCACAUAUAUAUUUAUGCGUUAGAAGGAAAUAAUAAUUUAAAUCAAUUAAUUGUGGGGUUUUCAUUUUGGAUAGCUAGACUCAGGAAGCACAGAUACCAGCAGAGCUGCAGUCAUGGAGAAAGGGUUUGGCUGGCAUCCUGUAAUUGGUGAAUCAUGAUAACACGAGCCCGACUUUCCCCAUUGCAUCUCAUUUUCUUGGUCACUGCAGAGGUCAGAAUUUUCUAACAACUGAGCAAUGACCAAUCUGUUCCUUCAGUGGAUAAUGGUCCAGCUCAGAGUUAGGUUCCAGCACAUUGGCUUCACCCAUAGCAACCUUGGGAAGACCUCUGUGAAUAGCUGUUGCUACACCUCCAGACAAAGGUAGCAGGGCAUUCAUCAACUUCCUGUGCUCUCCACUGACCAGAAAUGAGUGGGUUUGGGAGGUGGGCUGCAGCUGAGAAAGGGUGGGCUUUAGUGGGGGAAGGGGUAGAACGCAAGAGUGCCCUAGUUGUGUCUCGUAGCUACAUCUCUUAAUGCAAGGUUUAGUUUUCUUGGGUUUGUUGUUGGAUUAGAAUUCUCAGGACCAAGGUAGGAAUUUCUUCAAACCAGAAGUGUGAAGUAGAUCUACUCAGAGAUUUCCAGGGUAGCAGAGUAGAUCAGCAGGGGGCUUUCAUUCUUGUUUUAACCACUCUAGUGAUUUAAAAAAUCCCUUUUUUUUCUCCUAACUGAGUCACUUAAGUCAAGAUAGGGAGAAAACAGAAAAUACUGUUGCGCAGUUCUAGUACUGAAAAUUAAUUUCUGCACUUCAUUGGCAAUUCUAUACCUGUCUUCACUUACUAUAUUGCACCUGGUUCUAGUUGGUGGACCUCAGGUUUCUAAGAAAAAAACAAAUCAGAUCCCACAACUCUUACAAUCUGCUGGCCCGGUUCUAGGUGACUGGUGGUAUCCAUGUCAGGUGGUGAAUCCACAGUUGGUUUCAGUCUGCUCUUUCCAUGAGUUGUCCAAGAUGUCUCAAAAAUAUUUUCAGCACAUUGGAUAGCUCUUUUUAGGUUCUGGCUAAAAUGUGGAGCAAAUGUAUUGGUUCUGCUCUAACCAAGGAGUUACCCUUGCUGCAAAGCAAAUGUGUGCCACUCCUCCAUCUUCAGUAUCUUCCACUACAAUCACACUUUGGGCUCAACACAAUGAGAAUGUUAUGACAUCAUAACAUAAGGUAUUAGCAGGGAGGAGGUACCUAGAGGUCUGGCUCCAGUUUAGCCAUUCAGUAAGACAACUAAAUUAACAAUAUGUUUAGAAUAGUGCCUUUUGUGGUACUCAGCAUAGUUCUCAAUAGCCAGGAGGAGGAUUUCAGAUCUCUACCUAUUCUGGUCCCUCCAUGCUGACUUUAAUAUAGAGGUAGGAAUUAUGCCCUUCAUGUAUUAUUGGAUUACAACUCUCAGCAUUCCUCACUACUCUGUAUAUGGGUUGCUUAGCAGGCUGAAUCAUUACUGUCCUUACUUUGAAACUACAUGUCUUUCUACCUCUUGUAUUUAAUGACAGAAUUAAAGCCUAGGAAGAAAAUGAAGUUUUGGAAUUGGAUCAAACUCUAUUGGGAAAUGUGUGACAGAAAUGAAACAUCUUUGGGAUUGACACAGAUUACAAAAACUUCUGUUUUUUUCCUAGUGUCAUAAUUGAGGCAGCAUUUAGCACAGAUUUAUAGAAAUGUCUCGAAUUGUCUAGUAUCACCAAUUAGCUUUGAGCCCUCACACCGCACAUGCUAGCUUACCAGCCACUUUGUGAAAACCUCCAUAUAUGAGAUCUUGAAACCAAAGUUGCUCGUAUCUGAUACUCCCCAAGAAAAGUACUCUUUUGAAAAGCUUUAUGUGAUGGCCAUGGCAUUAAUUUUCCUGUAUUUGGAUUUCUCUCAUUGUGUGCACUGUGGCCUUUUUUUAAAUUUAUGGUUUGAAGAGUGUGUUUUUCUAGAAACAAUAUCUUUAUUAACAUCACUGCCGUUUUUCAUAAGAUACCUAUGUUAUUAGAAAUUCUUUAAUAAAUUGUUUUAAAGAAUAA
Molecule: messenger RNA, 3273 nt
Organism: Anolis sagrei ordinatus
Lineage: Eukaryota; Metazoa; Chordata; Lepidosauria; Squamata; Anolidae
Gene: PRKRA
Product: protein activator of interferon induced protein kinase EIF2AK2
Biological process (GO): siRNA processing; regulation of regulatory ncRNA processing
Cellular component (GO): nucleus; cytoplasm; RISC complex
Molecular function (GO): double-stranded RNA binding; siRNA binding
Source: RefSeq, a predicted model, not a curated record